Arabidopsis thaliana (thale cress) is the source of this 1236-nucleotide messenger RNA. RefSeq names its product transmembrane protein, putative (DUF239). Bases 1 to 1236 code for a protein of 411 amino acids. The record is from RefSeq and is marked reviewed. The transcript is spliced from 7 exons. NCBI's taxonomy places the organism in Eukaryota, Viridiplantae, Streptophyta, Magnoliopsida, Brassicales, Brassicaceae.
AUGGAAAAAAAAAAAUCUCUUUACUCUUACAUUUUUACCCUAACUCUCUUCUUAACGAAUAUGAAAAUGAGUUGUUGGAGGAUGUUGCUAUUCUUGUUGGGUUAUAUCUUGUAUUUUUAUCGUUUUGUGGAUGCUGAAAUAUUACAAACUUUCAGUGAUUUUGAAAUUGAAGAGCAACUUAAAGUCGUCAACAAACCUGCUACGAAAAUUAUCAAGACUAUACAUGGCGAUUCAUAUGAUUGCGUAGAUUUUUACAAACAACCCGCGUUUGACCAUCCAUUGAUGAAAAAUCAUUUAUUUCAUUACAAAAUGCGUCGGCCAUCAUCCUUACGAACCUCAAGAGCAAGUAAUAGAAAGUUUGGUUACUUGUGGAAAAAUGGCAUAGGGUGUCCAAUUGGUACCGUACCUAUAAAAAAAAUUGCUAAAGACGAACUCUUGAAAUUAAAUUUGUUCUCUAAUAGUUAUAACCCUCGAGGUUCUUGGAACUUUACUUAUAAUCAAUAUAAUGUUGAUAAUAAUCAACAUCAUUUUGCAGUGUCCCGUACCAAGAAGAUAAUAGGGAAAAUUUACAAUGGAGCAACAAUGAUACUUUCUAUAAAUGAUCCUAAAGUUAAACCUUUACAAUAUAGUUCUGCUCGUAUGCACGUUCAAAUUGGAGAUGAUUUUAUUCAAGCAGGUUGGACUGUGAAUCAAAAGUUAUAUUCUGACAACAAGACUCGAAGUUAUGUGUAUACGAAAAUUGGUGAAAACCAAUGUUAUAACAGCAUGUGUCCAGCUGGGAUUAUAAUGGUCAGUUCAGAUAUUGCUCUUGGUUUGGAUUUAGGUCCUCCUUGUGUUCGUGGUUCAAGAACAAUGGUCUCUUCUGAAUUUGGUUUACUCAAGAAUAAGGAAAAUGGUGAUUGGUGGCUCAAGUUAGGAGGACAAGAAAUUGGGUAUUGGCCAGCAAAAAAAUUUAAAGAGACUUCGGCCAACAAUAUCGAAUGGGGAGGAGAAGUAUAUAGUGCAUUUUUACCGAGUCCACAGAUGAGGAAUGAUCAUUUUCCAGAAACGCAUAUAGAGUAUGAUGCCAUCAUUUUUAAUAUAACUAUAGUCGACGAAAAUUUCAAGAGUGUUGAGCGGAUAAAGCAUAGAGAGGCAUUUUCGGAUAACACUCGUGGUUAUAAAGUAUAUGAUGAUAUCUAUGUAGAAUUACCGAUAAGAAAUGCCAUAUAUUAUGGAGGUCCAGGGAAUAUCUAA